AUGGAGGGACAUACAGCGUGUGUCUUUGGUUCAUCCCUGGUGAUAUUCGGUGGAAAGAACGAUAUUUAUUCCAAUCAUGAGGCACAUUAUUGUAACAAAGUGCGGCUGGUAAAUGAUGUCUCUUUGCUCUUUAAUCGUCAUUAUAAUUUGCAUCAACUUCAGUUGAUGCCUGCGACACCCUCGCCUCGUGGUCGUGCGUAUCACACAGCUUCUAUAUACAGAGAAAAGCAUAUGGUGGUUGUCGGUGGUAUGAUGGAAAAACCUGAUGAACAGCUAAACUGCAUGCGUUCUGUAGAUAUUCUUGAUUUGGAGCUCCAGAGAUGGUUCCACGCAAUUGCUAAAGGUGAUCAGCCCAUCAGUCGCAUUCAUCAUGCAAGUGCUGUUGUUAAAGGUGAUUUGUUUAUUCAUGGCGGAUAUCCGCUUUGUGUGGAUACUAAUGGCGUAUCUAAGGAAUUCCCCUCGCAUCAGUUACUAAGUAUGGGGAAUCUACUUUUUGAUACUUUUGCUCUUAGUUUGGAAACAAUGGUUUGGCGUCGUGUUAAAUCAACGGCUAUUGCUAGACCUUUAUUGUGGGGCCAUUCAGGCGUGGAGUUUAGGGAUACUAUUCUGCUUUUUGGUGGUUUAGACGCUUCAAAGGGACAAGAAGUUGGGGAUUUGGUCUUGUGGGAUAUGCGUAAGCAGGCAUGGCACUGGGCCAAAUGCAUUUCUCCUGUUGCAUCAGCGAUGCACAAGGCUGUGGUGGUUGGAAUGCAUGGUAGUAACCAUGGAGAACCGACACAUAUGCUUGUUUUCGGAGGGAUUCAAUUUUCAACUCAAGAAAGCAUUUCGGAAUUGAGGGAAUUUGAUUUUCAAAAUGCCCAAUGGAAAAUUCUGCACGAUACGGGUGACGUUCCCGCAGGUAGAAUUGGGCAUGUUCUUCUUUCAUACAUGAGUGAUAAGGUACUACUGCUUGGAGGCGUAGUUAGAUCCCCAAAUGGUCCAGUUCAAGACCUCAGUCUAUACAUUUAUCAUGUGCCAACGCGAGAAUGGAAAAGGAUAUUGUUGAGCGACGGUGAGAAACCGCCGAUCAAAGCUGAAACCCACAUGUAUCCUGAGCCAUUUAUUGCAUAUAGUCCUAUCGACCAUGAAGAAAAGAGGAAUGAGCCACAAUUUGAUCGAACUCAGGAAAAUAAGGGCCUUGAAUCGGUAACGGAGGGGACAAAUACACAAUUGCUUGGGAAGCAAUUAGCAAUGUUUCAGAAACCCAAAGAGAUGUUGUAUCAAUCAUUUGCGGGUGAAAAGGCGCAAGGUUUUAAUAAAGGAAAUUUGGGAGGCGGAGGCUUAGAAUCGGACUCGUACGAUGCGCCACCACCACUUCCCUCUGCUGCUUAUACCCCUUCAAGAAAUCAUAUCCAGGGACCAGUCGACGCCGUAGCUAACCAACAAAAAACUGAUGAGAAAGCGAAUAAAAAUAUAAGGAAGCUUCAAAAGAACGCAGGGGGCUCGAAUUUUGUGGGGAGCGUUUCAAAUCUAUCGAAUGAACAGAUUUUUGAUGACCUUGUUCAUCUCAUGAAUGUUAGUCUUUUCGAAGGAGAGAAAAAUGCACCUUUGGAGGAGACAGAAAAUGCCUCUGUCGCAAACACUCUUUCAUACGUCUCCCCUCGGGUUAUCAAAAAAUUAGUGGACUCGGCCCUCCGACGAGAAGCCUCAGGUGAAUUGCCGGAUCACAUUAAUAAUGGCCCUUCAUUAAAAGAUCCCUUUACCUACCUGCGACCAACAGAGGCCGUCUUGCGUUGGCGUCAAGGAUCUUCUGCACCUUGA
This is a messenger RNA of Trypanosoma conorhini, 1800 nucleotides long. Its product is annotated as putative Kelch repeat protein. The record is from RefSeq and is a predicted model, not a curated record. The transcript has a single exon. Gene Ontology annotation, molecular function: protein binding. Bases 1 to 1800 code for a protein of 599 amino acids. Lineage: Eukaryota; Euglenozoa; Kinetoplastea; Trypanosomatida; Trypanosomatidae.